AUGUUCUCCGCCGCCCUCUUUGUUCUCGGCGCCGCCGCCCUAGCCUCCGCCACCCAAGUCAAGUACAUCAAGGCCUCCGCCACCGACCCGCUCAACUCUCAAGGCAACUGGACGCUCCACUCCAUCGCGCCCUCUACCUUCAUCCUCGAGGACGCGCCCGACGCGACCGUCUCCAACGUCUCCGCGUACCUCAACGGCGAGCAAUUCAAGAUGGACUGCCCGCACGACGGUCUCGUGGCCGCGCUCCUGCCCGUCGAUGGGUCGGACCCGAAGCAGUACACGUUCGAGUUCGUGAAGGCGGAUGCGAAGCUGGCAGAGGGUGCGAUCACAGACGGGUGGUUCGAGGAGGACGCGAUUCCGGGGAUCAACUACCCCGACUUGAAGAAGAUCGGGAACAAGAAUGUCAACCAGGAGGGCUUCUUCGACGUCGUGGACGAUGGCGACUUCGACUUCCCGGCGUUGAGCUGGAUCGAGCAGAAGCCUCAAAACGGCCAGGGCUACCAGAUCGUCAUCGACUACGCGCACGAUGCUGAUGAUCUUGCAGACCUUGAUACACGAAGGAAUCUGGGAUCGCGUCGUUGGGUGACCUGCGCGCAAUUGUUCUCAUCCGGAGUCUCCUAUGCGCCCCCUCCACACAGCACGUCUGAAGUUGCUUCCGGCAGCGCACCAUCUCAGACUCCUACGUGCUCCUCCGUCACUGUCCCAGUCGACGAAGCAAACCUACCCCCCCUCCUAAUCUCCGACGCGGCCGAGUUCACGACGAUGUUCAAGGUGAAGCCCGUCUACGCCGCCGAAUUGAAGCUACCGAAUGCGGCGGAGGUGUCAAGGAUGUAUCCGAUGGAGUCGAUCCAGGGAAGGGCAGUUGCUUCGAAGUUGGGUCAGCGGACACUGGAUGUAGAUGGCCAGAAGCUUCACGACCUUCCUGCUCAACGCACCGACUCCGAGCAGACCGUUGACUCGCCCUUCGCCUCCGGCCUGAAUACGCCCGCGGACGUGGGUAACCAGACGAACCCGUUCGACUAUGCACACCGGAAAGUGUUUGGCGAGGAUGGGGAAGAGCCUGCCGACCAGAAAAUGCCUGCGCUGGAUACCGUUCAUGGAAGGGCGCUGGGCGGGAAGCAGAGCGGCAGCGACACCCCGCGCGCAAGGGUGCCGUCGCUUAAUGAGGCUGCACUGAGGGCGCUGGCAAUGGAAAGGGUCGAGUCCGACGCGUCGAGCAGCAGCGUCGGCGGCGACUCGCCCUUGCUCGAGACUGGCGAGGCGCGCGACAGCAUCUACAGCCUCCCGAACACAUCCAUUUCUCCCGCCCUCAAGGGCGGCUCCCUCGCUCUUCUCGCCCAAGCUGAGGGAGCUGUGCCUUCGGUCUCGUUCAGUGUGCCCGACGACACAAUCCAGAUCACCGCUGGCCCGACGGCCUCUGCUGUCAACAUUGCUCCUCCCGACAUGGCCGCCGUCUCCUCGACGACGGCCAUCUACGCGGCCGAUGACGACGUGGACCCCUUCGCCGACCCGUUCUCGGAUGCACACGAAUUUGUAGACUCGAUCAUGGGCGAAGACGCUGCCUCUGGCUCGACUGAUGCGAAUAUCAACCUCAAUGUCCCUAACGCGCGCGCCAACCUUGCCGAUUCUAUUCUCGAUCAAGGACCUGUCCGCAAGAACGACGCUGCCGACGACGACCCUUUCCUGCCUGGUUCUGAUGCUACCGGCGCGACUACCUCCGCGAACACGGAUAACUUCAUUCUGUCAAACUCUUCGGUCGUGGACUCGACGAGCUCAGUGGGUAUCCCCGACAUGGACUCGCUGGACUUCAUUUCUUCGCUCGGUAUCCGCCCGCCUGCGCCGUCGAUGACGGGACUGGCUGCUGUAGCAGAGUCGGAGUCGGCGACUCUGUCUCCGGGCGCGACGACUUCGAUGUCUCUUGGUGCGGCGGCGGCGUCUCUACACAACAUUGCGAACAAAGCGAAUGCGAACGCGAACACCACUAUUGACGGCGAUGCACCCCUGGAAUCGGAUGACUCCUUCGACUCGGACGCCUCGAUGUAUACCACGCGCGACACCAACGCUUCCCUCGACCACUCUCGCGGCGGCUACCUUGACUCUACCCUCGCCAACAACAUCGGCUACGAAGUUGCGAAUGACCUGGACUACGCUCUCGACUACGACGUUGCGCCUAUACCCGCUGCCUUCACUGUCUCUUCGAUCUACGAGCUCGACGUCCAAACGCUGGCGAUUGGCUUCCUCAAGGUGCUGCUUUUUCUACCGUGGUGUGUUGCGGUCGGUGGAGCGAUCUUGUUGGCGCCGGAAUACCUGGAGGUGUUUGCCUUUGAGGCGCCGGAGAGGGAGGACGCUACGAGCUCUAUAAUCAACGACGCGAAGACCGAUGGCGCCGACGACAGCACGACGGAAGGCUCGUGCUCGAACUCUGUCGCUGGCCCGGCGUCGCGUGCGACUUCGCCUACUGCUCCCAGUACCAGCUCUCUUGUCGCCCGCCUCUCCGCCCACCUCCCCACGCACCUUGGCCUCUACCCCUACACCCCGCGCGGCAUUAGGCGUCUCGCGCACUGGGCGGAGUAUGCACUUCCGCACGUGGCGAUCUUCGGCGCGGCAGUGGUCGGAUUGAUCUACGUGCUAGGCGCGUACGUAGAUGCAAUGGUGUGCGCGACGGUCGUGAUGGGGGCGGUGGGGGUGGGGGUUAUUAAGAUGGGUGGGGCUGCGACCAACGGUACGGCUAGAACUGAAGAGGGCAUCGUGGACGUCAUCCAAGGCGAUGGAGACGAGAUGGGCGGUGAGGUGGAUGAAGGAGGUCAGAGCGCGCGCGCCGCUUCUCGCGUCGGGAUGGACGACGCGGAGACGGUGCGGGUGAUUUUGAAGGCGUACCUCAUGGGGAGGGAGCUCCCGGGCAUGCGCCGCGUUGCGGACGGGGAUGAUGGGUUUGUGUGGGUGUGA
Schizophyllum commune H4-8 is the source of this 2946-nucleotide messenger RNA. RefSeq lists its product as uncharacterized. The record is from RefSeq and is a predicted model, not a curated record. Lineage: Eukaryota; Fungi; Basidiomycota; Agaricomycetes; Agaricales; Schizophyllaceae. The transcript has 9 exons. The coding region runs from base 1 to 2946 and encodes 981 amino acids.